AUGGACUCCGACGAUUCUGUGAAUGAUUUGCUUGGAGAUGAAUGCAUUGAAGAAGGAGUGAGCAACGAUGCAAGCAUGGCCAAAAAGGACGAAACAGUAGAUCGUCUGAUGAAAGAGCAGCUGGAGCGAGCGAAAAAAAAGAAGCUUGAGUUCGAAGAGAAACAGGAAGAAAAACGAAGGGCUCUGGAGAGAGAAGCAAAAAUGCAUGAACUCGAGCAACAGAUUAAGAACCUGAACAAUGAAGAAGAAGUGGACCGUCUCAGAAAAAAGCAGAAGGAGGAAACAGAAAAAGAAAAACUUCAAUUUGAAAAGAAACAAGAGGAUGAACGACAUGCGUUGGAGAAAGAGGCAAAAAAGCAUCAAUUCGAGCAGGAGAUGGAAAAACUGACAAAUGAAAAAGAAUUAGAUCGUCUGAAGAAAGUUCUGAGAGAGGACAAAGAGGUCGAAACACGUUCAACGGAGGAUAAGAAUGAAAAAAUGGAAGUUGAGAAGGGAAUGAAGGAAGUACUGAAGAAAAUGAAGGAAAUGAAGAACGAACUGAACGAAUUGAAGGAAAUAAAGAAGGAACUGUACGAAUUGAAGCAGGAAAUGAAGGAAAUGAAAGAAAAAGAAAAAAGUCGCCAGGUGGAUGAAGAACGAGCAAAGGUGCAAGAGGAAACGAUCCGUCUUCGAGAACGGGAGGCCGAGCAACGUGCCAGGAAUGAAGAGACUACCCGAUCGAAGCGCGAGCAGGAAAUCACGGAAAGAAGAGAAAGAGAAGAACGUGAGGCCGAGAAGAAGCGGAAAACGAUGGAAAGUCGACCGAACGAAGAACAGACGCCGGCGCUCAGAAAGGAAUCGAAUGACCCAGGCACGUUUAUUAUGAAAUUCAAACAAACAAUUUUAGAUGGUGUGCCAAAAAAUGUGAAAAUAAUUGUAUAUUUUCAGAGAAAGGAGUUUCGGGAAAAAGAAUCCGGUCCACUUCAAGUGAUUCGGACCGAAUUGGUGAGCCUGCCAGAAAACAAGUCGUGCAAUCUUCCACAUCACAAAAAGAAUGGACCGAAAGUAAUCGAAAUGCUGAAGGUUAGUCUGUUUUUUCUAUAAUCCUGAUGCUGUUCUUGUUUCAUCCGCCAUCCAACAUGAAAAUUCGAAAGUGCGAGCUCUCUGUUUUAGAGAGAGCGAAAGAGAGAGAAAGAGAGAGAGAGAGAGAGAGAGAGAGAGAGAGAGAAAUAUGAUGAUUUUCAGAUGAUAUCGCUGCAAAUAAAAGUGGCAAAACCGAUAGAGUGAGGACAGAGAAGAACUUGGUUCCGCCGGUUCCACAAGUCGAUAACUUUUCUCGCAAUUCCGGACUUGAAGUGGAAGAAGAAAGAGUGGCGGAAGAGAGAUGCCCACCAAAAAAGAAAGAAACGGCCGAGGAACAGGAACUCCAAAUGAAGGGAAAGAAAGAAGGAAAUGGGGCUGUCGAGAAACGGAAGAGAGAGGAAUUGCAACAAAAAGAAGAUCAGGAUCGUCUGGCUCGAGAGAAAAAUCUGGAGGCAGAAACGGCGAAAGAGCAGAAUGAGUUUGGCACGAGUGGUGAAGUCGCAACUGCGAACGAAGGAAAUAAAAACCAGUCUAUCAACAACACGGACGAAAUGGAAUCGCAAGAAGCGCAGAAGGACCUAGAACCGGGUAUAAUCAGUCUCAAAUCGUGCUCUCCAAUUUUGCUGUCGACAAACUCUAUUAAAACUCACCCAAAAGAAGCAUGCGUUUAAAUUCCACAUUAUCGCUUUUGAAGAGAUCUAACUAAUUUUUGUUGAGCUGGGUCGUUCCGGAAAAAUAAUUCCGCCGCUUUUCAGGAAAUGAGAAGAUUGUAGAGUUGGAAGACGACGACGAUGAUGUUAUUAUUUCCAAAGCUCUGUCCCCAAACAGCCCCCGUGAAGGCGUUGUUGACUUCACUGAUCCUUAUGAAAGUGAUUUAGGUAUGUAUGUUUUUAUGAGCUGACCGAAACUGGCGAAAAUAGUUGUGUUUCACUUCCAUCGUUGGCCCAUUUAACUUUAAAACUUUGCACUGACGAAAAUGAGACAUAUUUUAUCAGGUAGAGAGAGAGAGAGAGAGAGAAAACAUACUGUUAAAUUGAUUUAGUUUGAGCCGGGGCGUUCCAGAAAGAUAAUCAUUUUGAUUUUCAGAAGAUCUUGAUGAAACUGACAACGCGGAGACGGAUGAAGUGGAAGAAGAAAUGCCCGUUCCCACUAGUCCACCAGCAAUUCGCUCGUCUGGCAUCAUCGCAGAUUCGGAAGAAUUGCAGAAAGAAUCAAGUAUUUUUUCCGUGAAUUUCUGAGAACUUUAUGAAAUGGUUUUUUUUUCAGAUGAAGGCAGUUUGAGAGGAGAAGAAGCAAAGAAGCACAAUGAAAAAUUGAAAAAAGAAGACGAAGCGCGUAAAGCCAAAGAGAAACAAGAGAAGAAAGAGCUUCAACGAUUAAAAUGGAAUAUCUUGGAAAAAGAGAAAGGGGCGGAGCAAAAAGCAGACAUUCAAAGCGAGAAAGGAAGUGAACCUGGCAGAGCAUCACCACAGCCAAAAAAAGCAAACGGACAGCUGAAGGGUAUUGUCUUUUCGAGAUAUAUAUGUACAGUCUAUUGAAUUCUUGUAGGUAAAACGAUAAAAAGAAGAAGAGCACAUCCGGAAUCUACGCUGUCGUCUGCAGAUACUUCUCCGAAGAAAGCGAGAAAGCGGGGAAGACCAAGACUUACUUAUAUUGAUAGUUCGGAAGAGCAAACAAUCACACGAACGCAGGAUCAAAUUGUAUUACAUUUUCAUCAAAGUGAAUUGUCUAUGAUCACACUUUCAGGACGAGAAAUGGCCAGAAUCGGACGUUAUCCUGCAUCAGAACUUCGGAAAAGACACGCUGACGGAAGCCUUCAACAGAUUUGUCUUGUUCGCAAUAUCGGAAUUGUAUCCUGAUCUGCCAGAAGAAAACGUUCGGCUAAUGAAAGUACACGAAUACAUUAAAAACAGAAUGGUGGGACAAUUUCCAAGUAUUUCUUCUUUAAGUUAAUCAUGACAUUUUCAGCCCGAAAUGAACCACUUUCACGUUCCAGUGGACAUUGACAAAGUGUACACGGAAAAAGAAUGGGAAGAUUACAGAAAGCUGGGAGAGUAUUUUCGAGCGUGCAUAAGUGAAGAAAUAAUUGAGCUUGAGAAGAUUCCCGAUAUUCCGAGUACCGUGCAGUUUAAAACCCCUGCCCUCUGUUUCACGGGAAAGCGGCACGUUCCACUGACUGCCACAUUCGACGAAGUUGAACAGCGAUCGAUCCGAUCCGUGAAAGCUCGGAAAAACUUCAUUUUCACGGAGGAAGAACUUCAGAAACGCCCGAUCAGUGAUGUUGCCAAACGAGAGAAAGAGAUGCUGCUCAAAGAAGCAGGAAUGCAGAUGGUUGAAUCGAAGUACCAUCCGACUCCCGUGUACGAUUGCAAAAAGGACGAACUUCAUGGAGAGAAGGUCAAGAGAAUGAUGUUUUGCUCGUCAAUGAUGAUGUUCAAGAAUUUUGAAAACGCCACAGAGACAAAUGGACAGCUGUUCAGUGCAGAGACAAUCGGAAACAUAUCUGCCGAUGAGAAAAUCGAUGUCGCUCAUCAGCCUCCUCAACCAGCCAAUACAAACAGAAAUAUUUACGGAGCAUCCAACUGGCGGUAUGCAUCGCGAAUCGGAGAGAUGCCUUUAAGACAACAUCUCGAAUAUAUCAGAAAAAUGAAGGAUCAUGGUCUGAAAAGUAAGUUGUGCGCUCGCGCCAAAAAUUCAAAUGAUUGAAUUUCAGUUCUGGACGAAAUGAUGGCAAGUGUGGAACUCGAAAAAUCGGAUGAAGAAAACGUUGCGGCGUUGAAGGCUACGGAGGAACGGUUGACGAAGAGUCUGAAGGAUGUGGAGCUUUUGGCCAACAUCGAUUGGAUGGAUUACGAUAGUGUAUUGUUCUGGGUGAACUUUGGCACAAAUAUUGACAUAAACAAUCCGAAGAAAUACAAGGAGCAGCAAGAGGAGUUCAAAAAGUGGCCAAAAUACAUUCAACCAUUCAACGUUGAAGAAAACCUGCUGAGCUCUCUGAAAGAAGACAUUUUGGGCGUCAAUACUGUGCAAAUAUAUUCAAAGUCGUUCGGAGUGCGAACAGCGGCUCAUAAGGAGAAUUGCUCUUUUGGGUCGGUGAAUGUCAAUCGUGGAGGAGCAGAUUGCACUUGGUACGCGAUACCUGAGGAAUACAGCAAUCUCACAGAGGAGCUCGUCCAGAAAAAGAGUGUCCAACACGGCGAAGUUCAGUUCUACGGCCAAAAUUUCUGGCCGUGCGAGGAAGAAGUUCUGAAAGCUGGGAUUCCCCUUCAAAAAGCUCUACAAAAGCCAGGAGACGCUGUUGUUGUGAUGCCCGGCACAUUGCAUUGGGUGCAAUCCGAGGGAUUCUGCGACAACUACGCCUACAACUUCUGUCCGCCGUCCGAAAUUCAACUUCGCAUGGCGCUUGUGACUACAACAGAAUAUCGGAAUAAGAAGAACGGCCAAGCCCCAUUGUGCAAAAUGAUCUGGGAUAUUGCUGAAGAAGGAAGAUUCCGAGACAACAAGCCGAUUUAUGAUCUCGUCCGAGACGUUCUUAUAAGGUAAGUUUGAAAGAAAAAAGUUUAAAAAUCUAUAUACAUGUUCAUUCAGAUCUCUGGGACAUUUCAUCAUGCACAGGGAGGCUCUUCUGCAACAAAACCCAAGUGUGAAGAUUAAGAUGAAAGAUCCGCCCGCAGUCACAUUCCGUUGUUCUGAAUGCCAAGUAGAGAUAUUUAAUCUCGUUUGCACCAGAGGUAUCAAGAAUAUAACUGCUUUCUGCUGGCAAUGCAGGUGAGACAUUCCAUUCAUCAAUUUGUCAUUCUCAUAUGCGUUCUUUCAGCACGAAGACAAGAGGAAGAAAGCGAUACCAACAACACUAUUCUAUGGAAUGGCUGAAAGCGGUAUUUAACAAAUACCAAGAGCUAUAAUUGUUUUGUUUUUCAUUCACGUUCAUGGCCCAAGGAAUUCUUUCGGUUAUGCUUUUUCCACUUCUGUUCUCGUAUCCUAAUCCAUUUCUGAUCCUUCCUCUGCUACAUCUCAUUUUUUCUUUUCACCUUUUCCAUCGUAUUAUCUCUGUUUCCACUCUCCCAAAUUUAUCAAAGCACAUACGAUACUCAUUCACGAGUUCAUGUUCAAAUUGUCUUUCUCACGUCAUCUAUUGUAGUUCGAAUUGUCGUCCUACCCAGUUUUCUUUUGUUUUGUUGACUAUUUCAUAACUUUUCUGUGCUUUGUUUCUGUUUUUCGUUUCUUGAAAGUUCUCUCCAUUUUCUUCAGCUUCCUCUCAUGUUUGUUACGUGCUGGACCCCCCCCCCCUUUUUUCGCUUCUCUUUUUGUUUGAAAUAUUGGAAACCGACAUAAUUUUGUUCGAUUAUAUAACAAUGAAAAUAAUAAAUCUAUGACAUUUAUUUUCUCAAUGGGACCCUUCCCUGUCUCCUUUUUUGAAGAUCAGGGUGGAGUUAGACGUUUUCCUGAUGGAACUCUUCCGCUUGCGAGGUAUUUCGAGAAUCGGUCCUUCUGAUUUUGUCAUUGCCCGCUGUUUUCCCGUUCGGAAAAGAAUGGAUAGCAGUGCGGACAAGGUGGUGUUUUUAUUGUGAUGGGCACCGUAGGGAGGGCGGCAGCUACUUCUGAAUAGCUGAAUAAAUAGAGAACUUCUUGAUCCGUCAUGGUCCUUGAAGUGAGACUCCCCUUAUCGAAAUUUCCUAAAUUGUUUCAAUUCAGUCGGUUACACUCAGUAUUGGCCUCGCAAAAAAGUGAAAUUCAAGCUCCUCUAAACGUGGCUGGCGGCCGAAGUUUUACGCCUCGGCCGAUUGAAAAAAAAACAUUAAAAGGAUGACAUGACCGAUAUUUUGCACGGCGGCCAAGGCGGAGCAGGAUUGUCAUCAUUUCGCGUGGCUUAUACUGACGUUCUCUUUUCAGAUUUCUAUGUGAUUGGAGGUCCUUUGUUAGUUUUGAAAGUUCAGAAACUAACUAAAUACUAUUCUCUCUCUCUUCUUCUUUUUGCUUCCUCUCCCGUUUUCUUUUAAUAAUUUAAUAUCGCAACAAAAUUCGAUAUCACGGAUAUUCUAUAAUGUUCAGAUGAGUGAAUCGGCAGUUUUGAAGAACGGACAACUUCCGAUCACCGGACUGGAAAAAGCGACUCCCUGGCAACUUUACAUCUACCAUCACAAAAUGGCACAAGCGGAAAAACUUGCCGAAAAACUCGUGAUCAGAGAGUUGAAUGCGAUGGAGUACAAGGGAAUUGAGACACGUAUUUUGAACCUGAAGAGUUCAGCGAUCGACGCUCUGAAGGAGGAAACACCGUCUGUGAGUGAUCUAACACGUGAGUAAUAUAUUUUCAAAAAUCAUAAAUUACGUGUGUUUUUGUUACAGAAGAAAUAGCGGCGGUAGGACCCCGCACAAAUGACUUCUUCGAAACGAAAUACUCGCUGGAAAACAUGCAGGACUAUUAUGAUCGUUAUGCGGAUGCAAACCGCAUAUACGCGGAUUAUUGGGAGUGCGCCGACCAAAGAAAGAAGCAGCAACUUCUUCAACAAUAUCACGAAGCCAAACGGGAGGCAGUGGGUUGCCUGAUGACGGGAAAAGAAUUGGAGCUGAUUCAUCUGAAUUUUCGGCCAAGAACAAAGGAACCAGAAGCAGUUAAUGGAAAUAACAGUGAGCGUUUCUGUCACAAUUUUUUGAACAUUUGAAUUGAUUGCAGAUCAAAAUGGUGAGAAAUCUGGAAAUGGUCCUGAAAAUGGCUUUGGAGAUGAAUCCGCUGGGAGUGUCCCGAAGGAGAAAUUACGGGAACUGGGUUUGUUAUUGAAAAGAGGUAUCCCCAGAGAUAUGGCUUCUGUGGAUCCGUGGGCUACUCCGUCGAAAGUUCAAAAAUUGCCUAAUUUCUUCACAACCGCUUUCUGUUCUUCGCCUGUUGCUUCUACAUCUUCUCAUGUUCCCCCUCGUCAAACAUACACUCGUCCUUGAAUUAUUUUGCAUGUUUCCCGUUCUGUCGUCACUUUUUUCCCAAUCUUUAUUCAAAAUUCGUUCUUUUCCUUUUACUCUGUAAACAAUAAACUGCAUUUUUUCAACACGCCUACCUUUUCAUCUUGUAACAGCUCUAAUUAGCCUCUCAGACAGGUGUUAUAAGCGUGCCAGUUAAUACGCGGUCCUGGUGAGCGGAGAGAUGACGGGCGGAGCAGGUGGUACAGAGAAGAGGAUUAAGGCAGAGAGGAAAGGGGGUAGGGGAGAUCGCAUAUCCAGAUAACCCCUAAUUAGCCUGUCGCACGUGCUCAUUGCACGCAUUUCUGCUCAUUUGCUCACUCUUUUACUUGAACAUUUUUCCUCAUUUCUCCUCUUUUCAGCCCGAAAUGUCGUGCUAUCGUGGUCGUCCGACUAUCAUGUCUUCUGUCAAAGCGUCUACCUCAUCGGUGGACACUUUUGUCGGCGAGUUCCGGCCGAAAUACCCUCCUCUCUACUUUCGGAUCCCAGAGCAUUUCACUCCUGCCCAAAGAUAUCACUUUCGACAAAUGUUUAACGUUCCGAAUCCUGCAAUCAAGGAGGAGAAAGUGGAAGUGAAGAAGGAGGAGGAGCAGAAGGAUCAGAAGGAUCGGAAGGAUCAGAAGAAGAUCGAACCGAAGGCCGAACCACUACCUGAGGAUUGCGUGCAAGUGACAUUCAAAUCGCUCUCAAUUUCAUUUGUAAGCUUUUUCCCAUUUGAAAGCCGAGUUAAAGUUUUGGAUUUUCAGUCUAACACCCCCGGAAAUGGAAAAAUGGUGGAUCUCGUCGAAUAA
This is a messenger RNA of Caenorhabditis sp. 36 PRJEB53466, 7805 nucleotides long. Lineage: Eukaryota; Metazoa; Nematoda; Chromadorea; Rhabditida; Rhabditidae. The record is from the annotation of a GenBank genome assembly.